Molecule: messenger RNA, 4497 nt
Organism: Sabethes cyaneus
Lineage: Eukaryota; Metazoa; Arthropoda; Insecta; Diptera; Culicidae
Gene: c12.2
Product: von Willebrand factor A domain-containing protein 8
Exons: 6
Coding region: 227-4405 (1392 amino acids)
Cellular component (GO): cytoplasm
Molecular function (GO): ATP binding; ATP hydrolysis activity
Source: RefSeq, a predicted model, not a curated record
AUACGCGUUUUGCGUACGUAAGCCUACGUUACGAGCAUAUCAUAUUAGCUUAUCUAUACAAUCAACUACAUAGUUUAGGAACUAUUUCAAAAUUAAGAAAACGCUGAACAGCACGCGUCCAGACCAGAUGAACUUUGUACCUACGCAUAUGUUCAUUGAUUGAUUAGCUGUGAUUAGCUAACAUCUUAAUCUCUGGUGAAAGCUUUGUGAACUCUUGUGUCUCAAAAUGCUCCCUCGGAACGUCCAAACGAUACGCAGACUUAAUGUGUUAAAAAGAAUUUUAAUGAACGGUAGUACUGGGAGCAGCAACUUUAUAGGAACUCCAUAUUGGUUCCGGCAUAGUUCCACCGGAGCCACUAUUCGAAUAGACGACGUAGAAAAGCAGAUUGAAUCACCUAAAAAACCGGAGCUUGUGCCCAAUGGGUACGUCAAAGUUGCAGAAGAUGGCGAAGCUCAGUUAUCGCAAACACGACUACAUCAUUUACGCUGGAUGCUGCAGAAGGAUAAUCUUGGCCAAGAUAUGAUAUUGCUGGGGAGACCGGGCAGUCUGCGAAGAAACUUGAUCAUGCAGUACUCCGAAUUGACACAACGAGAAGUAGAAUACAUUUUGCUCAAUCGAGACACUACCGAGAGUGAUCUGAAACAACGGCGAGAAAUAGCGAAUGGAACCGCUACAUACUACGACCAGAGCGCAGUAAGGGCAGCUACCGAAGGUCGCAUUCUGGUUAUUGAAGGUGUAGAAAAAACGGAACGAAACGUUCUGCCAAUUUUGAACAAUUUGCUAGAGAAUCGGGAAAUGCAUUUGGAAGAUGGCCGUUUCUUGAUAUCAGCCAAGAAUUAUGACAGUUUGCUUGAGCGAUUCAAUAUAGAUCAGUUGGACAAAUGGGGAUUGGUUAGGGUUUCUGAAAAUUUCAGAGUAAUUGCUCUUGGGCUUCCAGUACCAAAAUAUCGCGGAUCACCGCUUGAUCCACCUCUGAGGUCCCGAUUUCAAGCAAGAGAUGUCAGUGAUUUGCCUUACAUAGACCAUCUCAACGAAGUAAAAAUUCUUGCAGAGCAACAGAGUACAGAGGUUUUAACAAAGCUCACCUCAUUCGGUUUCAGUGUGCUAUCAUCCGCUUCUACGCUACCCGAUUUUCCAAUUGAUAAUCUGCGAUAUGCUGGAAUGUUAGUUAAUAACAAUCCACUGAUGUCUGAAUUUAGUCUACUUACUCGAUUUUAUCCGUAUUCUGUAUUUCUUGAAAAAGAAGGUAUCGAUCUUACAAAAUCUCUAAUGGAGUCGCUAAAAAUUGUACCUGAACAAGUAGCGUCAACAAAAAUUAUUGCAGUGGAAAAAGCAGGCGAAGAAUCACUAUCCAUAAACCUGAAAGUAAAUACAAAACCCGUGAGCUUUAAAUUGCAGAAAGGCAGAUCAGAUAGCGAGAACUUACCGACCGCAUACAAGGACACGAAUUACCAACAAAAUUUGUUGGCAGAACUGAUUCAAUCCGUGGCAGUUGGCGAUAUUUGUUUAAUUGGCCCCAAAGGGUGCGGAAAAUCGAUUUUGGUAAAUGAACUCUGUCGUCUACUGGACCAGCAGGCAGAAACUAUGGUCCUGUAUCAGGACAUGACGGCACGCGAUUUGAUACAAAAACGUACGACCAAACUGAACGGUGACACAGUUUGGCAGGACUCACCCUUGUUGCUAGCUGCUUUAAGUGGUCACGUAAUAGCCUUGGAUGGAAUACACCGGUUACAUCACAGUACGCUAGCUAUCCUGCAUCGGCUUGUCCACGAUCGAGAGAUGCAACUAUACGACGGUAGAAGGAUUAUGCGGCACGAUCGAUACGACCGCUUACUUCAGUUAGGAUUCACCAAAGCUGAUUUAACUUCCCGUGGAAUAUAUCGAAUUGAUCCGGCAUUUAGAGUAAUAGCAAUGGCUGAGCCACAUCAGAAAACAGGAACAAACUGGAUUACGUCGGAGACACUGAACUUAUUUCUUUUUCACGAAAUACGCGGGUUAAACAAAGAUGAGGAGUUUGCGGUCAUUGAUUCUUUAUUCGGCCCACUAGAUAAUACGAUGCAUCAAAUUCUUCGAUUUUCUCAUUACUUACGAGAUUCAAAGGAUAGUACUAUGGAAAAUUUAGCAAGAAACCUUUCCACUAGACAAUUACUGCGAAUAGCUCGUCGGUUACACGAAUAUGGAAAGCUCCUGUCCGAUUGUACCGCUUAUAAUAUCUUACAUAAUACAUUCCUUACUAAAUUCAUGCCAAAUCUCCCGAGAAGUGUGCUGGAAAACGCUCUUCGUAAAUGCGAUAUCGUAUCCGUAAGAGAGCGUCACGAAGAAGACAUUGCCAUCUCUACAGAAGGCGGAGUUCUGCGAAUCGGACAAACUAGAGUACCAAUUUAUCAAACUGAUGCUAUUAGUAAAGUACCCGAUAUUGUGUUUUACAAUGUACCACAGCACGUUAAACUCAUGGAACGGCUAUUGCAAGACUUCACUCUUGGUGAACACUUGCUAUUGGUUGGAAAUCAGGGAGUUGGGAAAAACAAAAUCGCCGACCGUUUAUUACAGUUAAUGAAUAGACCUCGAGAAUACAUUCAACUACAUCGAGACACAACCGUACAAUCACUAACCUUGCAGGCAAGCAUACGAGAUCGAAUAAUAAUAUACGAAGAUUCACCACUGGUGAAGGCUGUCAAAAAUGGACACGUGUUGGUAGUUGACGAAGCAGAUAAAGCUCCGAUCCACGUGACCUGCAUCCUUAAGACCUUAGUCGAGAACGGAGAAAUGAUGUUAUCCGAUGGUCGUAAAAUUUGCCCUCCUGCUCGGAGUAAACCUUCUGAAAAUGAUAAGCUGAUAUACACUCACCCGGAUUUUCGGAUGAUCGUUCUAGCGAACCGACCGGGCUUCCCUUUUCUUGGAAAUGAUUUUUUCGCUGCACUCGGAGAUUUAUUCUCUUGCCAUGCAGUCGAUAAUCCUUCACCAAGUUCAGAAAUUUACCUGCUGAAGCAGUACGGACCCCAUGUGCCUGAUAAAACAAUCCGCCAACUUGUAGAUGCCUUCUCGGAGCUACGGGACAUGGCUGACAGUGGGAUCCUAAAUUAUCCUUAUUCCACUCGGGAAGUAGUAAACAUUGUCAAGCAUUUACAAAAAUUUCCACGUGACAACAUGGCAGAACUAGUUGGAAACGUACUAGAUUACGAUCGUUAUACUCCCGAAACCCUGGAUCAGGUUACAACUGUAUUGUUGAAACACGGGCUCGAAAUUGGACCAUACGCACAGAAUGAACUGGCUGUACUUAGACGACAGAAAGAGAUUCAGAUGACAAUCAAGAGCAAUAGUGGGAAAGAUGUGUCCGGACCGAAGCAUGGGAAAGUUGACCCUAACAAUGCACCUCAUGUAGGAGGCAAUACUUGGGCUGGUGGCACCGGCGGUCGCGAUACAGCUGGACUGGGCGGAAAAGGAGGCCCUUAUCGUUUAGAUGCUGGCCACAAAGUUCAUCAGCUUUCGGACGCUGAAAAAGACGACAUUCCAGAGCACGUAAAACUUGCAGCGCGAGAAAUGAACCGAAAAGCAUUCGAGCAAAAACUUAAGGAGAUUCAGAUGAGUCAAUAUGAUCACAAAGUUUACAUGGAGUUUGCUGGACCGGUAAAAAAACAGGUACAACAACUAAGGGUAAUUCUGCAAGCGCUGCAGGCAAAAAGUAAAGAACGUCAAUGGCAGAAGCAUCAGACAUCCGGUGAGAUGGACGAUACAAAAAUGGUAGAAGGCAUUACGGGCGAAAAGAAUAUAUACAAGAAGCGUGUUGAACAGGAUCCGGAGCCUGGCCAACCUCAGGAAAAGCCAAAACGUCUUAAGCUGGUUGUUGACGUUUCGGGUUCGAUGUAUCGAUUCAAUGGGUACGAUGGUCGGUUGGACCGACAACUAGAAGCAGUAGUGAUGGUGAUGGAGGCUUUCGAUGGAUUCGAAACAAAAAUCAAGUACGAUAUUGUUGGUCACAGCGGCGAAGCUGUAGAGAUUCCAUUCAUCAACGUGAGUAAUCCGCCUAAGGACGACAAACGGCGGUUGGAUACGAUCAAGAUGAUGCAUGCCCAUUCGCAGUUCUGCUGGAGUGGAGAUCAUACGUUGGCAGCAACUAAGAACGCAGUAGAUUCUAUGUCGAAGGAAGAAUGCGAUGAAGCGAUCGUGGUGGUGCUAAGUGAUGCCAACCUGUCGCGAUACGGAAUAUCACCGAAAAAUUUGAACGAUAUGCUCCAGAAACAGUCGCCGAAGGUGCAGGGGUACGUUAUCUUUAUUGGAAGUCUGGGUGAUGAAGCACAACUAAUCACCAACAAUAUGACUGCCGGUAAAAGCUUUGUUUGCAUGAAUUUGGAGCAGUUGCCGCAAAUUUUAAAACAGAUAUUCACUGCUUCGGUGUUGCAAUAGGUUUUUUGAAACUACAACGGAUAGUUGGAAAAUCUAUCGCAGGGAUUUAUUAUUAUGAAUUUGUUGAAAGUAAUUUUAGGAAAUAUAGUCAA